Messenger RNA from Microsporum canis CBS 113480, 699 nucleotides. Its product is annotated as RWD domain-containing protein 1. Gene Ontology annotation, biological process: cytoplasmic translation. Bases 1 to 699 code for a protein of 232 amino acids. Gene Ontology annotation, molecular function: protein binding. The transcript has 2 exons. NCBI's taxonomy places the organism in Eukaryota, Fungi, Ascomycota, Eurotiomycetes, Onygenales, Arthrodermataceae. The record is from RefSeq and is a predicted model, not a curated record.
AUGGGCCGUGAAGAGCAGGCGGAAGAGAAAGAGACCUUGCUAUCUAUCUUCCCCGACGAGUUGACAGACGUCUCUGAGAACUCAUAUCGCAUCUCGAUACGUUUGGAUGUCACCUCUCAAGAUGAUGAGGACAUCGAGCCUCCCACGCUCAUCCUGCAGGUCACUUAUCCAGAGGACUACCCAGACGUAGCACCUCGACUGGAGCUAUCCGCCCCUCCGAAUGCGCCCAAAUACCCACAUCUCGAUAUCCAGGAAGACAGAGACCGGCUACUGGAGUCACUACAGUCUACAGUCGAAGAGAACCUGGGAAUUGCCAUGGUUUUCUCGCUAGUCGACUCUUUAAAAGAAGGAGCAGAGCUUCUCAUAUCAGAGCGCCAGGCGGCCAUCCAGGCUUUGAAGGACAUAGAAGCAGCCAAGGCCGAAGAGGAGGAGAACCGGAAGUUCCAGGGUACUCGAGUCACCCGAGAAACCUUCCUCGAGUGGCGGGAGAAAUUCAUGGCCGAGAUGAAGGAGGCGGAGGAGAGACGGCAGGAAGAAAAGGAAGCAGAAGAGAAGAAGAAGAAGGCCUCGAGCAAGGAGCCAAAGAAGCUGACGGGGAAACAGCUGUGGGAGAGAGGACUGGCCGGAAAGGGAGACUAUGACGACGAUAUAGACGACUCGAUACCCGAGAAGCUCGAGAAGGUUGAAUUAACUGCAUAG